AUGGGAGUGCAACCUGUAGAGUCAGAUUUUCAAGGUCCAUUACCCCCUAAUACUGUAGGUUUACUGCUUGGUAGAUCGUCUUCAGCAUUGAGAGGAUUGACUAUUACUCCAGGAGUUAUAGAUUCUGAUUAUACAGGCACCGUAAAAGUUCUUUGUUCAUCCCUGAAAGGAAUUAUUGCCAUUUCACCUGGGGAUAGGAUAGCUCAGUUAUUGGUUAUUCCUAGCCUCCAUAAACAAUUCCCUUCUGGUGAGCAAAUUAGAGGGAACAAAGGACUUGGCUCUACAGGAGUUGAUUUGACAUAUUUAUCCAUGGAAUUAGAUGAGAGACCAAUUCUACAGCUUACUAUUGAGGGAAUACAUUUUCAGGGAUUGCUGGAUACAGGAGCUGACCGAAGUAUUAUUGCAAUUAAUGCUGUGAAGAAUUUAGAAGUAGCAGGUCUUAUUAAGGAUACUAGUCCUGUUGCUGUACAUUUAUCCAAGCUGCAACGUUUAAUUUGGUCUCGGACUAACCCAUUUUUUAUUCAACAUAUUAGAGCUCAUUCUAUGCUCUCUGGUCCCAUGGCUGUUGCCAAUGAUCUUGCCGACAAAGCCACAAGAGCCUUUUUUCUACUCUCUUCUGAUACCUUGUCUAAGGCUCAUAAUUUUCAUAACUUGUAUCAUGUCUCCUCUGCAGUGUUACGCAAAAAAUUUCAUAUUUCUCGGGCCAUGGCACGUGACAUUGUCGUUAAUUGUCCUGCUUGCGUCCCUUUCUUGCAUUCUCCUCAUGUUGGCAUUAAUCCCCGGGGACUACGUUCGGGAGAACUUUGGCAAAUGGAUGUUACUCAUAUCUCAUCUUUUGGCAAAUUGCAAUAUAUUCAUGUGUCUAUUGAUACUUGUUCAGGAAUUGUUCAUGCUUCUCCCCUUGCUGGUGAACGUACUCACCAUGUUAUUACUCACUGUCUGGAGGCCUGGGCAGCUUGGGGUAAGCCCCGUGCAUUGAAGACGGAUAAUGGACCUGCGUAUACUGCUAAAAGUUUUCGUCACUUUUGUGACGCUAUGGGAGUAGUGCAUACCAUUGGCCUUCCUUAUAAUCCCCAAGGAUUGCCAAUCAGAAGGUUCCACCAUGUGCUGGCAUUGAUUUUUGCCUUGGAAGAUGUUAACCAUAACUCCCAGCUACUACACAAUGCAUCAUUGAAAUUGCAUUCCAUUUCUAAGAUUUGUCAGAGUUCUUCAUUUUAUGCUGGUGAAGAUAAACUUCCACAUGAAGUGAGGGAUUCUCCCAACUAUAUGUGUGAGCAGAAAGCAUGUCAGAUAGCACUUACAGGACCCUCAUGGGCAGGAUCUGCCAGCCUAGGGCCACUCAUGCAGCUCUAUGUAAGGCCACAGAUUUCCUAUGGACCAUUUCAUAUUAUACUUAGUGACUGGGAGAAGUUUCCUUAUUUGUAUCAGGUGGCCCCCAAGGAUGCAAACCUGCCACUUGCCAUGGUAUCCUUGAUGUAUCAUUUCAGAUGGGCAUGGGUAGAACUGGUUAUAUCAGAUGAUGACCAAGGUUUUCAAUUUCUAUACAACAUGAAAGCAGAAAUGAAAAGAUAUGGUAUCUGUUUAGCCAAUGUAAAUAUGAUCCCAGCAAAUAUGAAUAUGUACUUGAUAAUGAUUAAAGUGUUGAUUAAUACAAUCUUCACAUCCUCAGCAAAUGCUGUUGUCAUUUAUGGUAACAUUCAUGUUAUUCUGGAAGUGGGAUUUUUAAGAUGGGAAUGUUUAGACCCACAGAGAAUCUGGGUUACCACCUCACAGUGGGAUCUCAUGCCAUGUGAGGUAGAGCUGAUCCCUGACUCAUUCUGUUGGUCUUUUAUGUUCUUACACCACCAUGGUGACAUUUUUAGUAUAAAAGCUUUUAUCCAAACAAUGAAAUUCUCCAAACAUACAGAAAACUUUAAUUCUGUAAAAUCAAAGCGGAUGAGUUUUAAUUGCUGUCUCUCCAAAUCCUACUAUAAAGCACUGAAUAACUAUUCUUCCAACCCUUCACUGGAGUGGUUUUCAAGGCACAGAUUUGACAUGGCCAUGGAUGAAGAGUGUUACAACAUCUACAAUGCUGUAUAUGCUGUGGCCCAUGCCUUCCAUGAAAUGAUUCUUCAACAAGUAGAUUCUCAGAGGAUAGGAAAUGAGUUUAUGAAAAGUGGUUCAUGCACUAAGGUACAUGCUUUUCUGAAGAACAUGCACUGUACUAGCCCUAUUGGAGAUGUAGUGAAUAUGAACCAGAUAGGACAAGAAAAUGAUGAGUAUGAUGUCUUCAACGUUUGGAAUUUCCCCCAUGGUAUUGAUCUGAAGAUGAAAAUAGGACAGUGUUCCCCACAUUUUCAACAUGGUGAGCAGUUGUAUUUAUUUGAAGACAUGGCACAGUUGGACACAGGAAGGAGACAGAUCCUGCCUUCAGUGUGCAGUGUGCUGUGUCCUCCUGGGUUCUGGAAAUCCUGUCAGGAGGGACAAGCAGCCUGCUGUUUCAAUUGCUAUUAGUGCCCAAAAAAUGAGAUUUCCAAUGAGACAGACAUGGAGCAGUGUGUGAAGUGUCCAGAUGAUCAGUAUGCCAGUGUAGAGCAAACCCAUUGCCUGCAGAAAUCUGUGACCUAUCUGGUUUAUGCAGACCCCUUGGGGAUCACUCUAUCCUGCCUGGCCCUGGCCUUCUCAGCACUCACAUGUCUUGUUCUUGGGGUGUUUUGGAAGCACCAAGACACUCCCAUCGUGAAGGCCAAUAACCGCACCCUCAGCUACAUCCUGCUCAUCACCCUCAAAUGCUGUUUCUUCUGAUCCUUGCUCUUCAUUGGACGUCCCAACACUGCCACCUGCAUUCUGUAGCAGAUCACAUUUGGAGUUCUCUUCACUGUGGCUGUUUCCACUGUCUUGGCCAAAACAGUUACUGUGGUCCUGGCCUUUAAGGUCACUGCUCCAGGAAGGAUGAGGGGACUGCUGUUAUCAGGGGUACCUAACUUGAUCAUUCUCACCUGCACCCUGAUCCAGCUUAUUUUCUGUGCAGUGUGGCUGGGGACCUCUCCUCCCUUUAUUGACACAGACGCACACUCUGAACAUGGACACAUCAAUAUCGUCUGCAACAAGGGCUCAGUCACUGCCUUCCACUGCAUUCUGGGAUACCUGGGAUCUGUAGGCAUAGUGAGCUUCACUGUGGCUUUCUUGGCCAGGAACCUGCCUGACACCUUCAAUGAAGCCAAGUUCCUGACCUUCAGCAUGCUGGUGUUCUGCAGUGUGUGGCUUACCUUCCUCCCUGUCUACAAAAGCAGCUAUGGGAAAUUCAUGGUGGCUAUGGAAGUCUUUUCAAUCUUGGCUUCCAGUGCUGGGCUAUUGGGCUGCAUUUUUGUCCCUAAGUGCUACAUUAUUUUACUAAGACCAGACAGAAUUGCUCUUCACAAGAUCAAGGAUAAAACCAAUUCUUGA
Molecule: messenger RNA, 3426 nt
Organism: Jaculus jaculus (lesser Egyptian jerboa)
Lineage: Eukaryota; Metazoa; Chordata; Mammalia; Rodentia; Dipodidae
Product: vomeronasal type-2 receptor 116-like
Exons: 7
Biological process (GO): G protein-coupled receptor signaling pathway; proteolysis; DNA integration
Cellular component (GO): membrane
Molecular function (GO): zinc ion binding; aspartic-type endopeptidase activity; G protein-coupled receptor activity
Source: RefSeq, a predicted model, not a curated record